Lachancea mirantina is the source of this 1350-nucleotide messenger RNA. Lineage: Eukaryota; Fungi; Ascomycota; Saccharomycetes; Saccharomycetales; Saccharomycetaceae. The record is from the annotation of a GenBank genome assembly.
AUGAGUAAAGACGUCUUUCCCAUGUUGGAGCUAGAAGAAUUGGUGGUUUGUCUGCAAAGUUGUGAUUUCUCCAUGGCGUCGGAAAAUAGUAUAUUGAGACCUACUUCGCAAUAUGUGACGACUUUAUACAAGCAGAUAAUUGAUAGUUUCAUGGGGAUAUCGCCUGAUGAUCUCUCUAAAUUUGAUAACGAGAUAGAAGGCUUCAAACUGGGUGUAAAUAAUUUUGACACGCGAUUGAAGGACACCCUGAGCGUUUUGACGUUGAACAAAGUGUGUUAUAAAUUUUUUUGCGACGUCGGGGUGUCUGACUUUAGUUUGAUGGAUUUAUUCAAACCAGAUCCUUAUCGCACUCGACGUCUUUUGAGCGCAGUGGUAAACUACGCCCGGUUUAGGGAGGAGCGAAUGUUUGACUGUGAUCAAUUUAUGUCUAUUACCGAGACGCUAUUAGGAGAAAUACGACAAAAAUUUGAUGACCACAAUUUUCUGCGAAGACAAGUCGACAGAUACAGAGGAGUGGAGGGCAUGGAAGGUCAAGACGACGUUACUACCUUGGAAGACGAAAACAAGAAUCUGGAGACCCAAUUGAAAAAUUUAACGCACGUUCAGGAGGCUUUCACUAUCGAUUAUAAUACUUAUAAAUCCAAUAAACAAGCCUUGCUGUCAGAAUUAGAGUCCUUGGGCUAUCAGCUGAUUGAACUGGAAUCUCAGAGAGACAAGCUGAAAAGAUACACAGAGACCGAUUUACCCACUUUGGAGCGAAGUCUCACAGAGCUUCGAACCGUCUUACAGCAACAGCACCAAAAGCUUUCUGAGUUAGAGUGGCGGCAGCGAAAAAUCCUUAUUUCGGGCAAAACUUUCACCAGCAUAAUGUCUCAAGUAUAUGACGUUCUCCAAGUCAUCUCCACUGAUAUUCAAGAAUCGCAUAUGAAGGAAUCAGGCCUCAUAGAUCUUAAAGAGCAGAUUUCACAAAGUGCUGAUAAGCUCCAGAACCUGUUGACCUCCGGCGUUCUCGUGAAAAUAUCUAUUGUGCAAUCUCAAUUGGACCACCACCAGGAAAAACUUGGCGAGCUUAAAGAGUCAACGACCGCAAAACAGCAGGAAAACAAGAAAGCAAUUGAGAUGCUCCAACACGAGUAUUCCAAGGAAAUACUUCCGGAGUUACAGUUGACCGAAGAACGCAUAGAAAAGGAAAUAAUGGCAGGUGUGAUGAAAGAUUUAGAAUCAGAGAUACGGAAUCUUAAGGCCCAAUUUCAGCGUGAAUCUGAUGCCAUUGAACUUGAAUAUUCGCUUUUGGCAAGUCACAUUAACAAAUACAUAGAAAGCGUUCUCCAAAAAAUGGACCAGGGCUAG